This is a messenger RNA of Eurytemora carolleeae, 1519 nucleotides long. RefSeq lists its product as uncharacterized. The record is from RefSeq and is a predicted model, not a curated record. Bases 80 to 1489 code for a protein of 469 amino acids. Lineage: Eukaryota; Metazoa; Arthropoda; Copepoda; Calanoida; Temoridae. The transcript has 10 exons.
UUCCAGAUAAGAAAAUGAUGAUGUAGCUUCGAAAACACAAAAAAAAAUAUAUUAUCAAGAAAAAAAAUACAAGUUUAGAAUGCAGAGGGUACCAGGUGCUUACUCUGUAUUGAUAUAUUUUCUAUCCCUGCUCAGUACAGUAGCAGCUCAAGAUGUAGCAACUAACUCCAUCUCUGUAGAAUUAGAAAGCGUAUCUAAUCUAACAAACUUGAGUCAGCAUGAAGCCGAAGGAUCAGAUGAUCAGGAUGUAAUAUCAAGUACAACUCUUGGUAUGCUCACAGAAUUUCCAGACAAACUAGAUUUUAGCUUUGGUGACCUGAUAGAAACUGUUGAAACAUCAGGCUCUGAUGAUCUUGCUGAGGGCUCAGGAGAGUCUACAAAAUUACAGGAACAAGAACAAAAUGGCUCUACAACUGAUCUAGAACCAGAGUUAGAGCUAGAAGUUGAUGAUGGAUCUGGAGUCACAGCCUCAAUGAUAUUUUCUUCCCCAGCUUCCAGUGAAGGAAGUGCUUUUGAAGGCUCAGCCAAUGCAGUACUUGAAGGACUAAUUGAUGAUGUAUUAGAAGGAUCUACAGGGCCUGGGCUAGAGGGAUCUACAGAACAAGUCACAGAGGACUCAGAGCCUUUCAUGUCUAAUAGCCCAAUUAUAGAAGUGGUCACACUUGACCCCAUGACCUCUGAUCAACCUGAAGUAUUUACAGAAACAUCUCCAGUUGAAGAAGGCAAUUCUGAUCCUUUGUCUGAAGGGUUUACUCUCUAUGAACCAGUUGCCUCUCCUGAACCUGAUUCGGAACUAGAAAACUCCCCUCUACCGGAACCACAAAGCUCAGUAGAACCUGUAUUUGAAAAUACAAACAGUUCACUAGAUUUAAAGGAAGCAAGAUCCCUUGAAGUUUCAUCAGAGGAAAAUCUGCCUUUAAAUAUCCCCUUGCCCAUAGUUUUCACAACUACUCUCAUUCCGGAUUUGACAUUUGAAGGCUUAGAGGGCAGCACAGAGGCAGACCACUCAGGAAAUGAUCACAUGGAUGGAAUAGAAAGCAACUCCGGAAAACAAGAACCGGUUUCAGAUAGUGUACAAUUAGCCUCUACUUCGGAUGGAGGAUUGGAUCUGCAGACACAGAUAUUCGUAAUAUCUGGAGUUUAUGGAGGAAUCCUUCUCCUUCUCAUUCUUCUCCUUCUUGGACUGGCCCUCUCCUUAGUCAAGUUAAAGAAUCAUAUAGCCGGAGAUAUGAGAUAUGUUCCAACAGAUCUUACAAAUCCUUCCCACCAGAUAUUUGCGUACGAGAAUGGAGCCUUUAAUGGCGUUGCUGACACAGAAAGAAAUAACGCAGGAAUGCGUGAGAGGGAGAUGGAUGAAAAUGAUGAAGAUCUAGAGAGACUUGGAUAUACAGUGUACUCUGGGUCUAAUAAGAACAGAGAAGAAGCGUAUAAAGUGAGGGACGAAGUGACGGAAACCAAUGAUUCCAUACCUUUGGAACAAUUGAGGUAGAGUAGCAGAGUAGUACAGUAGUAGGAUAGU